AUGGAGGGCUCCGGCGACGAGGAGGCGGCGGCCGAGGAGCCGCUGCAGCUGCUGGCGAGGCGGCAGCGCAGGGAGCGGCGGGCGCUGCAGGCUAAAAUUCAAGGCAUGAAAAAUGCAGUUCCCAAGAAUGACAAAAAGAGACGAAAACAGCUGGCUGAUGAAGUUGCCAAACUGGAGGCAGAGCUUGAGCAGAAGCACAAGGAGGAACUGAAGCAGCUGAAGGAAGCUUCACCUGAGCAGAAUAAGCUAGAUUCUGUGGCUGAUGGGGUUGCAAACUUAGACCUUGAAGGACAAGAGCAACAUGUUCAGCAGCCUCGCAUAUCAAAAGCGCAGAAGAGACGGGAAAAAAAAGCAGCCUUGGAGAAGGAAAGAGAAGAAAGGAUAGCUGAAGCUGAGAUAGCAAAUUUAACUGGUGCGAGGCAUCUGGAAAGUCAGAAACUUGCCUCCCUGUUGGCAACAAGACACCUGGAGAUUAAGCAGAUCCCAUCAGAUGGUCACUGCAUGUACAGAGCUAUUGAAGACCAGCUCAAGGAUCAUCAGCGUUCCUGGACUGUUGCAACUCUCAGGAACCAAACAGCAAAGUAUAUGCAAAGUCACUUGGAGGAUUUCCUGCCAUUUUUAACAAACCCCAGCACAGGAGAAAUGUAUAGCAAAGAGGAAUUUGAAAAAUAUUGUGAUGACAUAGCAAAUACUGCUGCAUGGGGUGGGCAGCUGGAACUAAGGGCUUUGUCGCACAUCUUGCAAACGCCUAUUGAAGUAGUGCAGAUGGAUUCUCCUCCCAUUAUUGUCGGUGAAGAAUAUUCAGGCAAACCAAUAACACUUGUGUAUAUGAGACAUGCCUAUGGAUUAGGAGAGCAUUACAAUUCUGUAAAACUUCUAACAGAAAAUGCUACAGAAAAUGGCAGCUAGCAUAAAAAGUCCGAAGUCCACAUGGACAACAGUUGCGUCUUCAUCUGACUCUGGACAACUCUCAAACAGACUGGAAAGUAAAGCUACCUGGAAUGUGUUAAAAAUGAAAAAGAGUUGACUAUAAGUUAGAAAUAAGCCUAGAUUUUAAAAGCAACAAAACAAGAGUGUUGAACUUGUUGGUAUUAAUCAUGUUUAGAAAAUGUUCUCUAAAAUGCUGGCUGUGUUGAUAAGAACAUUUUGGUAAACUUCAUCCCGUGACAGAGUGAAAAUACUCAGCAGUAAAUGUUUUGGUUAAUAUGCAUUUUUACUAAAGAAUUAAGGUUUGAAGAGUCCUGCUACAUUGCUUUUGAUAGAUUUUGAUGACUAUGGGAGACUUGAGGCCUUCAAAAUAACUGAUGCUUCUCUCUGCACUGGUGGAAUGUCCCYUACAGUGUUUCUUUAGUCCCAUAGGCUCUGGCUUUCAUACUGUAGCAAGGAUCCCCUUUGGGCAGGGAARAGCUGAAGACCAAUUCAGCUGACCAGUUCAGUACUGAAUAUAGUACUUGGCUGAGUAAUCACAAACRUAAUGUUACUUUAUGGCCUUUCCUCCAAGCUUUUAAUGAGAUUUGGGGACUUGUUUUGCAGCUCUCAGUAGGAGCUGAACUCUUGAUGCUCUUUCUACAGAGUUAGAGRAAGAGCAGUGCUGUUUAAUGCCGUGACAUACAGUCAUCAUGUGAGUUAACUGUACUGUUCAUCCUUCAUAAUCUUUCAUCUGUGGGCCAUCUGUACCCUUUCUGUGCUUGGAUKGCACAGAGAGCUUACCCAACAAAGCACUCCAGCUUGCUCAGCUCGGGUAGUGAACUCGACUCAAUGUUCUGUUACAGACCGGCUGGUCUGUGCAUCAAGGUGCUCUGUUUCAUAAUGCUUAAAACAACUGGUUGCGUACAGAUGGAAAAACAAAACAAACAAAAAAAGAAAAACACUUUUUUUUUGUCUGCAACUUUAAAAGCAAUCUGCAGGAAAAUUAAGUUGAUUUCCAUUGCUCCUUUUGGUGUCCAAAGAAGAUUUGAAGGAUUUUUAACUCUGUAUGACUUCUCUCUGCAUUAGAAAUUGAGAUUUUGUUUUGUCUUGGAAAUAAUUAUAAAUAUUAUUCUAAAAGUGGCAGUAUACUGAAGCCAAAGUUGUCAUGCAAUCAGUUAUUUAUUAAUGACCGUGACUUUUAAGAAAGCCUUAGUGAAAAACUGCAUGGUUUUGUUUUUCUGCUGAUGAAGAGAUUUGGGGAAAAGUAGUUCCUUCAAACUUCGACGCCUCUGACCUGAGUCUUCAUCUUGUUAUUUUUCAGUAAAGCUAGGCAGCAGUUGGGCAUUCCUGGGACUUCUGAAUUAAAAUAUGAUAUUACCUCAAAAUUGUUUUUAAAAUAAGUAUUCACUGCAUAGAUCAGACAGAUUGUCUAAUUUAAAGCACUUUGAAAAAGAGGAAAAAUCACAGAAAGUGUGAUUAUGAAUUGAAGUGAUGCCCAUCAAAAAAAAUCAAGUAUUAACUAGAGCUAGAGUUUGAUGUGUUCUCAUAUGACAUCAGAUAUGACAUAUUUGAUGCAGUAUAGCAAACGGCUGUAUUUAUAGCAAUUUGAUGAAUCAGGUUUAUUAUCUUGAUUGUGUGAAACACUGUUUUUGAGUGCAAACUCAAAAGUUGAUACCUUUACUCUGUUACGAAUUGCCUAUAAAGAAUCAAUAAAAAUAUUUUUCUCAGUGUUGCUUAAAACUGUAUGAUAGGA
Molecule: messenger RNA, 2662 nt
Organism: Nothoprocta perdicaria
Lineage: Eukaryota; Metazoa; Chordata; Aves; Tinamiformes; Tinamidae
Gene: OTUD6B
Product: OTU domain containing 6B
Exons: 7
Coding region: 1-909 (302 amino acids)
Biological process (GO): protein deubiquitination
Molecular function (GO): cysteine-type deubiquitinase activity
Source: RefSeq, a predicted model, not a curated record